AUGGACAUGACCAUUGCAGUCCACCUCAUGGCUAAGCAGUCUCCUUUUCCCGAUGCUCUAAUCUCCGCCCUCGAGACUGGUGCGGAAUCCUUCCUCGCCAUUUGCGGCCCCCCGGAAAUACUUCGAGAUCCGCCUCGACCUCGCCCUGGCUAUCCAGGGCGUCAACUCUUUCGUGGCGUCGUCUUCACUGUCCAGUCCACGGCCGGCGCCGUCAUUGACAGGAAGCUUGCGCGUAUGGCCAUGACAGUACCGCUCAUGGGAUUUGUCCUGACUUGGGUGCGAGGUAAGCGCUGUCUCUCGGGGCUAGAAUGA
Colletotrichum higginsianum IMI 349063 is the source of this 312-nucleotide messenger RNA. RefSeq lists its product as uncharacterized. Bases 1 to 312 code for a protein of 103 amino acids. Lineage: Eukaryota; Fungi; Ascomycota; Sordariomycetes; Glomerellales; Glomerellaceae. The record is from RefSeq and is a predicted model, not a curated record. The transcript is spliced from 2 exons.